This is a messenger RNA of Dicentrarchus labrax (European seabass), 1428 nucleotides long. RefSeq names its product small integral membrane protein 10-like protein 2A. NCBI's taxonomy places the organism in Eukaryota, Metazoa, Chordata, Actinopteri, Moronidae. The transcript is spliced from 2 exons. Bases 228 to 515 code for a protein of 95 amino acids. The record is from RefSeq and is a predicted model, not a curated record.
UAUUGACCAGGAACCGGAACCGUCGGGGAAGCUGUCGGGGUGGAGCAGCUCCGCCAACACAACCAGCCGAUGAACAAAAACAGAGGAGAGAAAAGAAAAAUGGAGCUCGGUGUCAGUCAGCGAUAGGAGCAUGAACAGCCAACCGUCAACCGUCACUUCGCGCUUGCUCGCCUCUCUCUAACUGACACAGUAACCCUAGCAACCGCGGGGCCAGGCUGCUCGCCCGUAUGGCGGGUCUGACAUAUUUAGUGCUCCGGUUUUCGGGCUCCGCUGGUCGGACGUACGGAGUGUUUUCCAAAGGCUUGACGAGGACUUUAUUGAUAUUUUUUGAUCUCGCAUGGCGACUACGAAUCAGAUUCCCCUAUAUCUACCUCGUCGCUUCGAUGAUGUUUAACGUCAGAUUGCAGCCUCCUCAUCUGUUCUCAGGUCCACAUCGAAAUCCACUGAACCUCCGAUGCCUGCAUUUGGACUCCAAACAAUCACUUGUGAGCACUGCCAUGUUUCAGCCCUCAUAAAAACAAACUGUCCGGCGCUGCGCAGCGACACGGAGGAAGAUGGGGAGGAAGAGGACACGUAAUUCUGCAAGCUGGUGUGACGAUGCAACAAAGUGACGCUGUGGCUGGUUGUUGCGGUCAGCCGUCGUCACAUGAGCCCAGUGCCUUUGCAGGGGGGUUGGGGGGGAAAGGACGGCAGAGAUUUUGUGCAAAAAAAAUGGUCCUGUAUGAGGAUGAAAGGGGGGAAGAAACGCCUCACAUUUGACCUUUGCCACCUGAGAUUCAGCACCCGCUCGUCGUGUCCGUGAGGAUUGUGUCGGAUGGAUCCUCCUCCUCUGGAUAUCGAGGACUUUGACGUGGAUUUUGCAACAUGGGGGGGGAGAAGAUGAUUGUUACUGUGAACUUUGUAGCUACUCUUUGUUGUCCAACAUGUAGGUGCUCAGUGUAAACAUCUCACUUUAAUUUAACAAGUAAAUAUCUACACACCGCAUGACACAAAACAAGCAUGUUUUUUCGUCCUAUAUGGCAUGGACACUUUACUUAAAGGUUGGGGUUAGCUGUAUAAGCGGUUACAUGGUCUUUCAGCAGAGGUUUUUGUUGUCGGAUUGACGGUACAGCUACCCACGACCGUUUUACUGGAAAUUUACAGUCUGUCGUUGAGCACAGUCUCAAAGGGAAUCAUUGCAUGUCUUCAUUGUGUUCGUACGCACACGUCGUCACACUCAUUGUUGUGUUUCUGCAUAUCAUUGGCACUGAAAGGUGUCAUUGGUGAAAAAUGCUACAUGCAAAAUAAUUUUUUUUUAUUUUUUUUUUUUUUAGCUGCAUUUGUCACAAGUUUUUAUUUCUGUGAAAAGGUGUGUGAGGAGGUUUGAAGUCACAGAACUGAGAGUAAGGAUGAUUGACUUUGGGAAGUAAUAAAUUAAUGAAAUCACUA